Caenorhabditis bovis is the source of this 492-nucleotide messenger RNA. NCBI's taxonomy places the organism in Eukaryota, Metazoa, Nematoda, Chromadorea, Rhabditida, Rhabditidae. The record is from the annotation of a GenBank genome assembly.
AUGACUGGGUUUCUAAUAAAUGAACUAUUGAAUUUUGCGAUCAUGUCAAUCAUCACAGUGUAUAGUAUAAUGAUGUGCUCGUGUAAUGACCGCACUCGGGAGCAAAUUCACAUUCAGAGAAGGCAGGCGCUUCGAAAUCGGCAGAGAGAAGCGGCAGUGUCUGGCAGAAGUGUGCGGAGUGUUAUCGAGACGGAAGCGAUCGACGAUGAUGCGAGUUGUCCGAGAUUCACCUGCGUGCGAAUGACACCGCGUCUGAAAAACAGCGACACGGCCGACGUUUAUUCAAGAUUGAAUAAAUCGGAUGGGGAAAUUCCAAGAAUUGCCAAAGAAAAGCCGCCAAGUAUUUCUGACUUCGACAUUGCCCGCGCGUCGUACCGCGGCUCGCAUUCUCGCGAAUCUGGUAGCAAUGAAAUUGUGGAAAAAUCAGAUGAAAAAGACAAAAGAUCGUCGGCCGAAGCAAUCGAUAUGGAUAUUGCGGGAUGUCAUUCUUAG